Messenger RNA from Danio aesculapii, 2917 nucleotides. It is a transcript of the gene marchf9, whose product is annotated as membrane-associated ring finger (C3HC4) 9. The coding region runs from base 1084 to 2112 and encodes 342 amino acids. The record is from RefSeq and is a predicted model, not a curated record. Gene Ontology annotation, biological process: protein ubiquitination. Lineage: Eukaryota; Metazoa; Chordata; Actinopteri; Cypriniformes; Danionidae. The transcript is spliced from 4 exons. Gene Ontology annotation, molecular function: zinc ion binding; ubiquitin-protein transferase activity.
UUGGAAACAAGGGCCGUGUGUUGAUGCGCACGGCAGAACGUCCAUUUCGAGGAUGAAUCAGAGGGGAGCAGCAUCAGCAUCAGCAUCCCCAUCACAUUACAACCUACAGCAGCAGCAGCAGCCACUCCGAGCGACCAUCACACCCUGAGGAAGAGGAGGAAAACAGGCGAAUCCGCGCGCCCUGCCUUUAUAUCCUUCCUCUUUGGAAGCUCCAUCUUCCUUUGAACGUGGCGAGGAGCCAUAAGGGCCGAGAGGGGGAUGGUGAUGAACUUCAAAUGGAGACAAGAUGCUGGCAUUUCCCUCUUCUCUAAAGCCAUCAUUACUGCUGUUUAAUAAAACACCGAGCGGAUGCAUUCUUCUGGGCUCCGUGUUCGGGACGGGAGGCGGCGCUGGAUCAUGUCGACGGGAAGAUGCACAAGGAAAUGAUGUGAAAGCUUCGUCAUGUUGCCUCUGAUGAACAAUAAACAAAACUAUAGGAUCGCACCUGAAUACAACUUCCAGCUCUUUUCGGAUUAUGUUUUUACGCUGAUUCUGAACAAGGAUCACCGACGAUGACUGUAUGCGGCCGCGAGCCUCUGAAAUGCCAUUUUGCAUUUUCCUCGUCUCUCCUCCGUGCGACUGUCCAGGAUUGGGAGUUUAUUAUUAUGAAAAUUACACCUCUUUAAACCUGUAACAAUGCACCGUUGGCUAUUAAUCGCAAUACCGUAGGCUUAUCAUUGCCAUCACACCCUGCGAUGAUCACAACAGCGUCCAGAGAAACAACAUCGGCCCUGCCAGCCACAUACAUGCCAUCAGACGGAAAAUAACAAGCGCUGAGAUUUUCUUUCUGACCAAUUACCUUUGGUUUGGACACUUUCCUCAGAGACUUUAGGGUAGCAACUGCAUUUCUGAAGGAUGAAAUAUUAAUAACAGGCCUAAAGGAAUCAAUAACAACAACAACAAUAAUAAUGCGUAAAAAUAUCAAUAAAUAACGAAACAAGCACCAAACAACAACAAUAACCAAUACUAAUAAUAUUCAUACGUUACUAAAAGUCAAAAUAACACGCUUUACUUCAGCCAUACGACCUACACAUGUAGUCAAAGAUGUUCAAGAACCGGAUCCGCAUGUUUUUUAACGAACUGAAGGUGCUGGUUUUCAUGCGAUCCGGUUCUCGACGGUCCGACAGUGACGCAGAGCCGAACCGACGCUCCGGCAGCAGCAUGAGGGGGCUCGGGAUGGGCGGCUGCGGAUGGCCGCCUUUCGUGGACUGCUCCAGCCGCGACGACGAGGAGGAAUAUUACGGCAGCGACCCGAGGCCGAGGAGCCUGGCGUUUGAGGAGAAAGACCCGAAACUGCAGGCGGGCCUGGACGCGGUCAGCCUGACCAGCAGCACCGGCAGCGGCAUGAGGACACCCCAGUGUCGGAUCUGCUUCCAAGGGCCCGAGCAGGGGGAGCUGUUAAGCCCGUGCCGCUGUGACGGCUCCGUGCGCUGCACUCAUCAGCCGUGUCUGAUCCGCUGGAUCAGUGAAAGAGGCUCCUGGAGCUGCGAGCUCUGCUACUUCAAGUACCAGGUCCUGGCCAUCAGCACCAAGAACCCACUGCAGUGGCAGGCCAUCUCUCUGACGGUGAUCGAGAAGGUGCAGAUUGCCGCCAUCAUCCUGGGCUCACUCUUCCUCAUCGCCAGUAUCUCGUGGCUGGUCUGGUCUUCUCUCAGCCCGUCUGCCAAGUGGCAGCGCCAGGACCUGCUCUUCCAGAUCUGCUACGGCAUGUACGGCUUCAUGGACAUCGUGUGCAUAGGCCUUAUAAUCCACGAGGGCUCAUCCGUGUACAGAAUCUUCAAGCGCUGGCAGGCUGUGAAUCAGCAGUGGAAAGUAUUGAACUAUGAGAAGUCGAAGGACUUGGGCGACCCGGUGAGCUCCAGCAGUAAGGCUGGGGGCCGUGGCUCUCGCAGUAACCCUCACGGCCUGGCCAGCAGCAGCAGGGGCGCGCAGCGGGUGCGCAGGUUAAGGACUAUCCUCAACCACCACUGCGGAUACACCAUCCUGCACAUCCUCAGCCAACUGCGGCCCAGCGACCCGCGCCUCGCCACCGCCACCAACCGCGAGGUGGUCAUGCGGGUCACCACCGUAUGAGACGCCAACAAACACACAACGCUAUCUCACAGAAAUUCGUAACUUUUGAUUUAGUGGCUAAUUCGUGUGAUCUCAUUCGUAUGAUUUAGUACGAUUUGCUCAUCCCCCAAUGAUGGUUGGGUUUAGGGGUGGGGCUUGAAGCCACGCCUCCUUUUAAAAAUCGUACAUUUUCAUCCAAAUGACUAAAUUAGCCACUAAACUGACAAAACGUAAAAUAGUUACGUUUCGUCGUGAGAUCAGGCUGGCGUUUCAGACUCCAAGCGCCUUUUCCAAGAGGAUUUUCCUUGCAUUGCAACAGGACUGCAGACGGACAAUGCGUAAGACAUUGGUUUCUAUUGGCGAGACUGGUGAUCUAGCUACACUAUUGCAUUUUUAAGUUUGAUCUCCUCUCGCCCGGUGUUGUUUUUUUUAAAUCGCUAUCGAUUUUUAAAAGCGCUUUGAUUUUCUAAGGGAGAAUGGUUCGAUGUAUUAUGGCGACUCAUUCCGGACCUGUUUGUUGUAAAUGAUGUUUACGAAUGCUUCUGACCAUAACCAAACGAUCACGACACAAUAACCAGGUGAAGCCAGAAAUGUUACAUACGAAAAACUAUUAUCGAAAGGGGAGGGUGCAAUAAGACAUAAUAAGAUUAUACAGAGAACAAAAAGAAAAAAAGACGUAAACGUUUCAAAAAAGAAUUUGAUCUUCUCUGCAAUAAAGAUACCUGUAAAUUUUACAGUGACCUUUGCAUGAGGGUGUAGAGUUUUAUGCCUCCUCGAACACAUGGACAUGAUGAGUUUUGUUUUAUUCAGAAUGGUGCUCGUUUGA